UUUCUGUGAGCACAAAUAGCAUCUUUGGCAAGUCUGGUUUCAGUUGGCCUUUGUCCAACUCCUGGAUUCCAUGCAGGGUCCAAGAAGCCCUGAGGAAUAAAAGGCUAAUCCGGUGCAGUGAACUCGGGUUCCUCACCUCCCAGCGCGCCCAGACCACAGGCGGGACCGGCCUCUCCCGCGAGGAAUCCUGGGGCGGCACCCCGAGACCGGUUCCCCUCUUUGCAUUCCGCCAAGUCACCCGCUCUGCCCGGACGGACAGAUGAGAGCGCUCCAGAGACUGGUUCAGGGCAGGGUCCUGCUCUUGACCAUCUGUGCAGCUGGCAUUGGAGGGACUUUUCAGUUUGGCUACAACCUCUCGAUCAUCAAUGCCCCUACCUUGCACAUUCAGGAAUUCACCAAUGAGACAUGGCGGGCACGUACUGGCAGGCUGCUGCCCGACCACCAGGUUCUGCUUGUGUGGUCCCUCAUCGUGGCUCUCUACCCCUUGGGGGGCCUCUUUGGAGCUUUGCUUGCAGGACCUUUGGCCAUCACAUUGGGAAGGAAGAAGUCCCUUUUGGUGAAUAACGCCUUUGUGGUGGCCGCAGCGAUCCUGUUUGGCUUCAGCCGCAAAGCCGGCUCCUUCGAGAUGCUCAUGCUGGGACGGCUGCUCAUGGGCGUCAGUGCAGGUGUGAGCAUGAGUGUCCAGCCCAUGUACCUGGGGGAGAGUGCCCCGAAGGAGCUCCGAGGAGCCGUGGCCAUGACCUCAGCCGUCUUCACAGCUCUGGGGAUUGUGACAGGACAGGUGGUUGGACUCAGGGAGCUCCUGGGUGGGCCUCAGGCCUGGCCCCUGCUGCUGGCCAGCUGCCUGGUGCCCGGGGCAGUCCAGCUCGCCUCCCUGCCUCUGCUCCCUGAGAGCCCACGCUACCUCCUCAUUGACCGUGGGGACACCGAGGCCUGCCGGGCAGCGCUGCAGCGGCUGAGGGGCACCAGGGACGUGGCUGAGGAGCUGGAGGAGCUGGAGCGGGAGGGCGCCGCCUGCCAGGGCUGCCGCACCCAGCGCCCGUGGGAGCUGUUCCAGCAUCGGGCCCUGCGGAGGCAGGUGACAAGCCUGGUGGUGCUGGGCAGUGCCAUGGAGCUCUGUGGGAAUGACACGGUGUACGCCUACGCCUCCUCCGUGUUCUGGGAGGCGGGGGUGCCGGGGGAGAAGGUGCAGUACGCCAUCAUCGGGACCGGGGGCUGCGAGCUGCUCUCCGCCAUCGUCAGCUGUGUGGUCAUCGAGAAGCUGGGCCGGCGGCUCCUGCUGGUGGGGGGCUACGGCCUGAUGGCCGGCUGGGCCAGCGUCUUCACGGCAGCCCUGUGCCUGCAGAGCUCCCUCCCCGGGAUGCCCUACCUGGCCGUGGCCUGCGUCUUCGCCUUCAUCCUCAGCUUCGGCAUUGGCCCUGCUGGCGUGACGGGGAUCCUGGCCACAGAGCUGUUUGACCAGACGGCCCGGCCUGCUGCCUACGUGAUCUGCGGGGUGCUCAUGUGGACCAUGCUCUUCCUGGUCGGCCUGGGCUUCCCCUUCAUCAUGGAGGGCUUGUCCCACUUCCUCUAUGUCCCUUUCCUCGGCGUUUGUGUCUGUGGCGCCAUCUACGCUGGCUUGUUCCUCCCUGAGACCAAAGGCAAGUCCUUCCUGGAGAUCUCUGAAGAAUUACACAGACUCAACUUCCCCUGGCGGGCCCAGGGCCCCGCGUGGAGAGGCCCAGAGGUCACCGAGUCCACAGAGCUCUAGCUCCGAAGGGGUGGCGGGGGCCAAGGCCAGCUGCAGCGCAGGGCUUGGCCUCCACUCGGUCCUGCUUUCCUUUGUUUCACAAGUGUUUACUGAGCACUUGUCACUCGCAGACGUGGUGCCAGCUGCUUAGCAGUCACUGGGGACAGUGGUGUUCCAGUCUGGGGGCAACUGACUGACAGGAAAACAAUUAAAAACAUAAUACCAAACUCGGGACAUGCAGUGGAAGGAAACGACAGGUUGUGGUGGGAAUUCGCACCCUGCGUGUGGCCGCCUGACCUAGUCUGGGAGGGGAGUGAUCAGAAAAGAAUUUUCUGAGGAAUUGAUUUUUUUCAAUCAACUUUAUUGAGAUGUAAUUUACAUACAAUCAAAGACAACCAUUUUAAGUAUUCACUUGAUGAGUUUGACAGAUGUAUACACGCAUCAAACACUGCCUCUGUCAAGACGGGACAUUCACGUCACCCCAAAAGCACCCUCACGCCCUCUGCUGUCAGCGACCCCCCCACCCCUCGCCUCAGGCAACCACUGACCCACUUUCUGUCACUGCUGGGCAGAUGCACCUUUCUGCAGAACUUGAUGGACGUACGCAUUUGGGUCUAGCUUUGCUCCAGGUAAAGUUUUUCAGCUUCACUUGCAUUGCUGCGCGGGUCCAUGUGGAUUCCUUUGCACUGCUGAGCAGUCAGCCCUCUGUGGUCAGACCAUGAUGUGCUUGUCCGUUUUCCUGUUGGUGGACACUGGGUUGUUUCUGAUUCUUGGCCAUCAUGAAUAAAACCGCUAUGAACAUUUCUACACAAA
Messenger RNA from Lemur catta (Ring-tailed lemur), 2542 nucleotides. It is a transcript of the gene SLC2A11, whose product is annotated as solute carrier family 2 member 11. The record is from RefSeq and is a predicted model, not a curated record. Gene Ontology annotation, cellular component: membrane. Lineage: Eukaryota; Metazoa; Chordata; Mammalia; Primates; Lemuridae. Gene Ontology annotation, biological process: monosaccharide transmembrane transport. Gene Ontology annotation, molecular function: hexose transmembrane transporter activity. Bases 260 to 1750 code for a protein of 496 amino acids. The transcript is spliced from 12 exons.